This is a messenger RNA of Mus musculus (house mouse), 5352 nucleotides long. RefSeq names its product endothelial PAS domain protein 1 (gene Epas1). The transcript has 16 exons. The record is from RefSeq and is marked validated. Bases 420 to 3044 code for a protein of 874 amino acids. Gene Ontology annotation, cellular component: nuclear speck; nucleoplasm; nucleus. Lineage: Eukaryota; Metazoa; Chordata; Mammalia; Rodentia; Muridae. Gene Ontology annotation, biological process: tube development; regulation of DNA-templated transcription; tissue remodeling. Gene Ontology annotation, molecular function: DNA-binding transcription factor activity; protein dimerization activity; protein heterodimerization activity.
UUUUUUUUCUUUUUUUCUUUUUCUUUUUUUCUUUUUCUUUUUUGGUUGGUUGGUUUUGAUUUGUCAGAUCCCAGAAAAGUGACUCCUGUUCGGGGCUAAACGGAACUCCAGGUCCCUUGUCGCUGCUCUCUCUCUCUUUUGGCGUCUUACAACCUCCUCCCACUCCUUUCCCCGGCCCCGCCUCCUCCUGCAGGUUCCUCCCCGUCACCCCCCUCCUCCCUCCUCCUCCUCCGCACCUAGCCAGCCCUCUGCAAACUUCCACCUGAUUGAGCGGGACUCUCGGACCUGCGAGCACUAAAGACCUUUCACACCUGCCCGGGCGACAGAGAGCUGCGGAGGGCCACAGCAAAGAGAGCGGCUGCAGCCCCUACGGGGUUAAGGAACCCAGGUGCUCCGGGUCUCGGAGGGCCACGGCGACAAUGACAGCUGACAAGGAGAAAAAAAGGAGCAGCUCAGAGCUGAGGAAGGAGAAAUCCCGUGAUGCCGCGAGGUGCCGGCGCAGCAAGGAGACGGAGGUCUUCUAUGAGUUGGCUCAUGAGUUGCCCCUGCCUCACAGUGUGAGCUCCCACCUGGACAAAGCCUCCAUCAUGCGCCUGGCCAUCAGCUUCCUUCGGACACAUAAGCUCCUGUCCUCAGUCUGCUCUGAAAAUGAAUCUGAAGCUGAGGCCGACCAGCAAAUGGAUAACUUGUACCUGAAAGCCUUGGAGGGUUUCAUUGCUGUGGUGACCCAAGACGGUGACAUGAUCUUUCUGUCGGAAAACAUCAGCAAGUUCAUGGGACUUACUCAGGUAGAACUAACAGGACACAGCAUCUUUGACUUCACUCAUCCUUGCGACCAUGAGGAGAUCCGUGAGAACCUGACUCUCAAAAACGGCUCUGGUUUUGGGAAGAAGAGCAAAGACGUGUCCACCGAGCGUGACUUCUUCAUGAGGAUGAAGUGCACGGUCACCAACAGAGGCCGGACUGUCAACCUCAAGUCGGCCACCUGGAAGGUCCUGCACUGCACCGGGCAAGUGAGAGUCUACAACAACUGCCCCCCUCACAGUAGCCUCUGUGGCUCCAAGGAGCCCCUGCUGUCCUGCCUUAUCAUCAUGUGUGAGCCAAUCCAGCACCCAUCCCACAUGGACAUCCCCCUGGACAGCAAGACUUUCCUGAGCCGCCACAGCAUGGACAUGAAGUUCACCUACUGUGACGACAGAAUCUUGGAACUGAUUGGUUACCACCCCGAGGAGCUACUUGGACGCUCUGCCUAUGAGUUCUACCAUGCCCUGGAUUCGGAGAACAUGACCAAAAGUCACCAGAACUUGUGCACCAAGGGGCAGGUGGUAUCUGGCCAGUACCGGAUGCUAGCCAAACACGGAGGAUAUGUGUGGCUGGAGACCCAGGGGACGGUCAUCUACAACCCCCGCAACCUGCAGCCUCAGUGUAUCAUGUGUGUCAACUAUGUGCUGAGUGAGAUCGAGAAGAACGACGUGGUGUUCUCCAUGGACCAGACCGAAUCCCUGUUCAAGCCACACCUGAUGGCCAUGAACAGCAUCUUUGACAGCAGUGACGAUGUGGCUGUAACUGAGAAGAGCAACUACCUGUUCACCAAACUGAAGGAGGAGCCCGAGGAACUGGCCCAGUUGGCCCCCACCCCAGGAGAUGCCAUUAUUUCUCUCGAUUUCGGAAGCCAGAACUUCGAUGAACCCUCAGCCUAUGGCAAGGCCAUCCUUCCCCCGGGCCAGCCAUGGGUCUCGGGGCUGAGGAGCCACAGUGCCCAGAGCGAGUCCGGGAGCCUGCCAGCCUUCACUGUGCCCCAGGCAGACACCCCAGGGAACACUACACCCAGUGCUUCAAGCAGCAGUAGCUGCUCCACGCCCAGCAGCCCUGAGGACUACUAUUCAUCCUUGGAGAAUCCCUUGAAGAUCGAAGUGAUUGAGAAGCUUUUCGCCAUGGACACGGAGCCGAGGGACCCGGGCAGUACCCAGACGGACUUCAGUGAACUGGAUUUGGAGACCUUGGCACCCUACAUCCCUAUGGACGGCGAGGACUUCCAGCUGAGCCCCAUCUGCCCAGAGGAGCCGCUCAUGCCAGAGAGCCCCCAGCCCACCCCCCAGCACUGCUUCAGUACCAUGACCAGCAUCUUCCAGCCGCUCACCCCGGGGGCCACCCACGGCCCCUUCUUCCUCGAUAAGUACCCGCAGCAGUUGGAAAGCAGGAAGACAGAGUCUGAGCACUGGCCCAUGUCUUCCAUCUUCUUUGAUGCUGGGAGCAAAGGGUCCCUGUCUCCAUGCUGUGGCCAGGCCAGCACCCCUCUCUCUUCUAUGGGAGGCAGAUCCAACACGCAGUGGCCCCCGGAUCCACCAUUACAUUUCGGCCCUACUAAGUGGCCUGUGGGUGAUCAGAGUGCUGAAUCCCUGGGAGCCCUGCCGGUGGGGUCAUCGCAGUUGGAACCUCCGAGCGCCCCGCCUCAUGUCUCCAUGUUCAAGAUGAGGUCUGCAAAGGACUUCGGGGCCCGAGGUCCAUACAUGAUGAGCCCAGCCAUGAUCGCCCUGUCCAACAAGCUGAAGCUAAAGCGGCAGCUGGAGUAUGAGGAGCAAGCCUUCCAAGACACAAGCGGGGGGGACCCUCCAGGCACCAGCAGUUCACACUUGAUGUGGAAACGUAUGAAGAGCCUCAUGGGCGGGACCUGUCCUUUGAUGCCUGACAAGACCAUCAGUGCGAACAUGGCCCCCGAUGAAUUCACCCAAAAAUCUAUGAGAGGCCUGGGCCAGCCACUGAGACACCUGCCACCUCCCCAGCCACCAUCUACCAGGAGCUCAGGGGAGAACGCCAAGACUGGGUUCCCGCCACAGUGCUAUGCCUCCCAGUUCCAGGACUACGGUCCUCCAGGAGCUCAAAAGGUGUCAGGCGUGGCCAGUCGACUGCUGGGGCCAUCGUUCGAGCCUUACCUGUUGCCGGAACUGACCAGAUAUGACUGUGAGGUGAACGUGCCCGUGCCUGGAAGCUCCACACUCCUGCAGGGGAGAGACCUUCUCAGAGCUCUGGACCAGGCCACCUGAGCCAGGGCCUCUGGCCGGGCAUGCCCCUGCCUGCCCCGCCGUCUUGACCUGCCAGCUUCACUUCCAUCUGUGUUGCUAUUAGGUAUCUCUAACACCAGCACACUUCUUACGAGAUGUACUCAACCUGGCCUACUGGCCAGGUCACCAAGCAGUGGCCUUUAUCUGACAUGCUCACUUUAUUAUCCAUGUUUUAAAAAUACAUAGUUGUUGUACCUGCUAUGUUUUACCGUUGAUGAAAGUGUUCUGAAAUUUUAUAAGAUUUCCCCCUCCCUCCCUCCCUUGAAUUACUUCUAAUUUAUAUUCCCCAAAGGUUUUUCUCUCUCUCAUUCAUAUCCAUACUAACAAGCAUGGUGGCUGGUGCCUCUCCCUAGGAAAGCUUUGGCGUCAUUCAACUCAAGUGUUCUUGUUCUUGUUGCCAAAGAGAAAAGGAUUUUCCUCCACUGUGGAUUCUCCCUCUCCCCCACCCCCACAUACACACACACACACACACACCCCUACACACAUAUACACACAUGCACGUAUGCGUGCACACACACACACACACACACACACACACACACACACCCCUACACACACACACACACACACACAUAUACACACACACACACACACACACACACACCCCUACACACAUAUACACACAUGCACGUAUGCGUGCACACACACACACACACACACACACACCCCUACACACAUAUACACACAUGCACGUAUGCGUGCACACACACACACACACACACACAUCUAAUCACCAUAUUGUAAAAUUUUGUGUUUUUAAAGCCAACUCUUUGCUCCGGUUUUUUCAUACGACUUAGUAUGGGGCAAAAAAGCAAUGUGAAGAAUCAACUCUAGGGUUACCUGUGAAGCCACGCGGUGGUGUUCGAAGCUGUCUGGUAAUGCCCCCAUCUCUCCCCGGGUCCAGUGGAUUUUUUUAACUAUUAUUCAAAAGCAAAACUGAGUUUUGUUUUGUUUGGUUUUUUAAGAAGAAUUUAUAUCCGGGUUUAGUGUUUAUCAUAUAUAUGGGUACUCUGUAAUAUCUAAAAGCUUAGAAAUGGGAUCUUGCUCACAAGAAUCACUUUUAAGAUCUUUUAGGGCUGUUAAUUUUAUUUUUCUCAGUGUUCUGGACACUGUAGACCUGUGCAGUACUCCCACAGGCCUGACUAACCGCCACAGAUCUCUCUUUCUUUCUCUCUGGUGACUUUUUGCUUUUGUGAUAUGGCAGCGGUGUGACAGUCCCAGGAGAGAAGUCAUUAAGGGGGAACAUUGCAAGCUAUCUUUUCGUGUUCUCAGUGUAUUAUGUACGUGUGUGCUGUUGCCGCUAUGAGGGCUCGGGGCUUGCAGGCUCUGAGGGCAUGUCGCAGGCGAGCUGGAAGGAAGCGCUCUCACUUUUUUUCAGGCAAUGUUGCUAGCCCUUCUAGCACACUGAGCUACGAGACUGCCAAUCUCUCUCCUGCGGCACGUUUGGGUUGGCACAGCUACCAUGAAAUGUUUUUAAUGGGAAUUCAUAAAGCAAGUUAGGAUUCACAAAUGUAGUGACCUAGUCCUUGGAGCUAAACUGGGAGUGGGUGCCAGGUGGAGGGUAGCAGGUCUGACCAGCCCUACACCCUGCCACAGAUCACAGCUUGCCGGGCAAAUGACCCUGCGAAGCCACGGUGCAGCGCCCCCUGCUGGCGAGCAGCGGGCAGACCUCCAAGGACAGCCUCUAGCUGAGGUCUCAGUCACAUGAAGUGUGACACUGAACAGGUAGAAAGCACUGAAAAUCGUGUUCCAAGAGCACUUUGUAACUCACUGAGGGGGAGGGGAAGCACCUUUUGGGUUUGCGAUACCAAUCAACAUAAGGUGUUGUUGACUCGGGUACAAUAAAACUCUCAACACACACAAAGCCCAUCAGGCAAGAGUACAGUAAGCCUAAGGGGACUUGCUGCUCAAACCAAAAAUUAACUCUGAAGGUCAGUCUACCUGACAUUACCUAGGCAUGGUGUUGUCCAAGCUGCGCAUCGGUGCACAGUGUGGCCUGGCACACACGCAGGCGGGCGACGGAACUUGAAGGGUUAUUGACAUGCAAAUGCUGGUGUUUGAUUUCCUGUGUUGUUGCCUCAGCGUUAAGGGCAUUUCCGUUUGCAGUUCUACUAAAGACACUCUGAGAAAUAUUCCGAGUUUCGUAUUAACCUUUCCUGUCCAUGUAACAACUUCAUGACCAUUACUGCAUUGUCAAAUUCCUACUGACGACAUUAUAACUGUACGGGAGCUUAACUUUAUAAGGAAAUGUAUUUUGACACUGAUAUCUUAUUAAAGUAUUCUGAUCCUA